Molecule: messenger RNA, 2134 nt
Organism: Vidua macroura (Pin-tailed whydah)
Lineage: Eukaryota; Metazoa; Chordata; Aves; Passeriformes; Viduidae
Product: HLA class II histocompatibility antigen, DM beta chain
Exons: 8
Coding region: 41-1075 (344 amino acids)
Source: RefSeq, a predicted model, not a curated record
CCCAGUUCCUCCCAGUUCCUCCAGUUCCUCCCAGUCCGCGAUGCUGCCGCUGCUGCUGGCGGCGCUCGGAGCCCCCGGGGCGGCCCCGUUCGUGCUGCAGGUGGCCUCGUUCUGCUCGCUGGCCACUGACGGCUCCUUGGUGGCCACCAACGGCUCUCAGGAGGUGGAGGGUGGCGCUGUCGCGGUUCCCGCUGGUGUGCGGCGACCUGCGGGGACCCCGCGCCGGCCCCUGCCAGCAGGGGGGGCCCUUGGGGACACUUGGGGACAUCCUGGCGCGGGCGCUGGCCCAGGACAGCAGGUGGGGACAGCGCUGCGCCAGCGGCAGCGGCUCUGCCAGGAGCUGCCCAAGAGGGACAUUGGGGACUUUGAGGACAUUGGGGACGUUGGGGACAUUGGGGACACUGAGGACACAGGGGCGGUACUGGGACCCUUGGGGACACUUGGGGACAUCCUGGCGCGGGCGCUGGCCCAGGACAGCAGGUGGGGACAGCGGCUGCGCCAGCGGCAGCGGCUCUGCCAGGAGCUGCCCAAGAGGGUGUGGCCACCACUGAGAGCGCCGCCGCGGCUGCGCAUCGUCCCCGAGCGCUCAGGCCCGGCGCUGGCCCUGACGUGUUACGCCUGGGGCUUCUCCCCCGCCGACAUCACCAUGAGGUGGCUCCACAACGGUGACAUCAUUGGGGACAUCGCCGAGGACAGCGUUGGCGACACCGUUGGUGGCAUCGUCGGCGACACCGUCGGCGACACUUCGAGACAAUCGCGGGUGCUGCCGGUGGGGGACGGAACGUUCCGGGCGCAGGCGACGAUCCAGGUGCCACCGGGGACAUCUGGGGACACUUUCGAUUGCGUGGCGCUGCACCCCAGCCUGGAGGAGCCCCUCAGAGUCACGUGGGCCCCGGGUCUGUCGCCGCGGCUGUCGCUGCUGGUGGCCCUGGCGGUUCUGGCGCUGCUCCUGGGGCUCCUCAUCCUCACCUUCGGCCUCCGCCGCUUCCUGCGCGCAGGUUACACCCCGCUCCCCGGUGCCACCCACGCAGGUUACACCCCCCUCCCCGGUGACACCUACGCAGGCAGCAUCUGAGGACCCUCCCAGGACGGUGACGACGACGGGGCCCGAAAACCCUGAAAAUCACCCCAAAAUUCUGCCCCAAAAUCCCCAAAUCUCCCUCAAAAAUCCCCCCUAAAAAAACCCCAAAAUCCCCUAAACCCCACCCAAAAAUCCACCCCAAAAUCCCAUUUAAAAAAAAAAACAAAAAAAUCCCCAAAAAUUCCCCCCAGCCCCUCCCAAAAAUAUCAAUUUCCCCCCCAAGAAAUCCUCCCCAAAAUCCUCAAAAAUCCCCCUAAAAACACCCAAAAAUUAAAAAAAAAACCAACAAAAUAAUUCCCUCAAAUACCCCCAAAAAUCCACCCAAAAAUCCGCCUCAAAUCCCAUUAAAAAUCCUCAAAAAAUCCCCCAAAAUCCUCCUCAAGUCCCAUUAAAAAUCCCCUAAAAACUCCCAAAUAUCCCUCUCAAAUCCCAUUAAAAAUCCCAAAAAAAUUCCCCAAAAUCCCCCUCAAAUCCCAUUAAAAAUCCUCAAAAAAUUCCCCCAACAUCCCCCUCAAAUCCCAUUAAAAUCUCCUAAAAAAUCCCAAAAAUCCCCCUCAAAUCCCAUUAAAAAUCCCGUAAAAACUCCCAAAUAUCCCCCUCAAAUCCCAUUAAAAAUCCUCAAAAAAUUCCCCCAUAAUCUCCCUCAAAUCCCAUUAAAAAUCCUCUAAAAAUUCCCUAAAAAUCCCACUCAAUCCCAUUAAAAAUCCCCUAAAAAAUCCCUCUCAAAUCCCAUUAAAAAUCCUCAAAAAUUCCCCUAAAAUCCCCCUCAAAUCCCAUUAAAAAUCCUCAAAAAUUCCCCUAAAAUCCCUCUCAAAUCCCAUUAAAAAUCCCCUAAAAAACCCCAAAAAUCCCCCUCAAAUCCCAUUAAAAAUCCCGUAAAAACUCCCAAAUAUCCCCCUCAAAUCCCAUUAAAAAUCCUCAAAAAAAUCCCCCUCAAAUCCCAUUAAAAUCCCCUAAAAAAUCCCCAAAAUCCCCCUCAAAUCCCAUUAAAAAUCCUCCAAAAUUCCCCCAAAAUCCCCCUCAAAUCCCAUUAAAAAUCCCCUAAAAAAUCCC